AAUGCGCUUAGUUGCCUGGUGACGCUGAAGCUGUGCUCGGCGGUUUCCUGUGCUCUGUAUCACCCAAAACAAGUUUGAAACAGACAAAUCACCGUAGGUGCAUUGAGAAUAGCGCGCUUGCUUGUCCUUCAGCGUCUGCGGAAGGGCUUGGAAACACUCGCUAUGUGAUAGAGCAUCUCUGGACGGAGAAUCAUGGACAGUUACUCAUUCGUGAGAGUGGUGGGGAAGGGGAGCUACGGGGAGGUGAAUCUGGUCAGACACAAAUCAGACCGGAAACAGUAUGUGAUCAAGAAGCUGAACCUGAAAACAUCCUCCAGACGUGAGCGGCGAGCCGCGGAGCAGGAAGCGCAGCUCCUCUCACAGCUCAAGCAUCCCAACAUCGUCACCUACCGGGAAUCAUGGGAAGGCGAGGACUGUCAGCUUUACAUCGUGAUGGGUUUCUGUGAGGGAGGAGAUCUUUACCACAGACUCAAACAGCAGAAGGGAGAACUGCUGCCUGAGAGACAGGUUGUGGAGUGGUUUGUUCAAAUCGCCAUGGCCCUUCAGUAUUUACACGAGAAGCACAUCCUGCAUCGAGAUCUGAAAACGCAGAAUAUCUUCUUGACCAAGACCAACAUAAUCAAAGUGGGUGAUCUGGGCAUCGCGCGGGUCUUGGAGAAUCAGAACGACAUGGCCAGCACUCUGAUCGGCACACCUUACUACAUGAGUCCAGAACUCUUCUCCAACAAACCUUACAACUACAAGUCGGACGUGUGGGCUCUGGGAUGCUGCGCGUAUGAAAUGGCAACUCUAAAACAUGCUUUCAACGCAAAAGACAUGAACUCUCUUGUGUAUCGGAUUGUAGAAGGGAAGUUGCCCCAGAUGCCGAGUAAGUUCGACCCCCAACUGGGAGAACUGAUCAAGCGGAUGUUGUGUAAGAAACCAGAGGACAGGCCAGACGUCAAGCACGUCCUCCGACAGCCGUACAUCAAACAGCAGAUCUCCAUGUUCCUGGAGGCCACAAAAGAGAAAACCGCCAAAUCACGGAAAAAUACAGCAAACAGCAAACCGAAAAGUGCCGAAUCAGAUGCCUUAAACAAACCAAAUCAUGACAUUCGGCCAGAAUGUCUUAACUCUGAGUCAAAGACCCGAGGAAGAACGGUUGAAGAAAACCACUUGAACCGACAAGAACCCUGUAAUGGUGCAGUGGAAAAAGUGCUUCCUAACCCACUCUUGCCCUCUAAAUCUCCAACUCGGGACAUUAGUAACUCAACAGGUAGAUCUACAGCAACCAUUAGCAAUAUAGACAUUGAAAUCCAAACCCAGGAACAGAAAGAGAGAAAAGCCAAACCACCUCAUCCUAAACCCAGCAGCCAUCAGAACCACAAGCUGCCAUCUGUGAGCAAGAGGAGAGAGAAAGAGGAGAAAGAAGAUCUUGGUCCUCCUCAGACACACCCUCUGAAACACGUAUUAGGUGUCGGCAGAACGGAGGAUAAGAUGUCAGCGAAUGGACUGAUAUCUCAAAACUCAACAACACCCAAACCUGCCAAGAUCCUAAGCAAGAAUAAGGCUCUUGAUUUAAGUAUGGACCUUAAAGACGAUACUAUGAAGCUUCUGCAGGAGGCAGGGAUGGAGGACGUCCCGCAUGAGCCUACUGAACAACAUCACAAUGCUGAGACAAAGCUGGAGAGCCAAAGAACUUCAUCAGCUAGUGAUGAUAAUCAUAGCAGCGCUUGUGUCCUAAAGGAUGUUCCUACUGGAAGUUCAGCUGAGGAGAGCGAGGGAAGUUUAGACUCCACAGAGAAACUACUCAAGCCUGUUCCUGUCAUUUUAAUGGAGUUAUCCAGUUCGGAGACCUCUUCAGCUCUCUCAGAUCAAAGCAGACCAGUUAUUCUGUCCUCUUCCUCUUCUUCUGAUCCAUCCAUGUCACGUCAGUGCAGGCAGAGGAAGAAAGUCAAGUCCCUCGAUGACCAGAACAGUCUUCAAGUCAAAGCAGUGCCCAGACUUCUGCCGCCUCUUCCGGAAGAUGUCCUGUCAGUAAACAGCGAACAGAAAGGCCACUCGGAGAAAAACAGAGCUUCCAGUCUCUCAUCCUCUACCAGGAAUGUUCCAGAGCAGCAGAAUCGUCCACUGUCAGCCCGGGAAAGAAGAAGGCUGAAGCAAUUACAGGAGAACUCCAGACAACAAGCUGCGUCCGCUGUCCCCUCAUUAGACGGUAAGCAGACAGACCAGCUAGACUGCCCAAGACCUGAAAGCACAACUGUGGAAAUGAAAAAGGAGAGGAUGUGCUCUGACGAAGAUGAGUGUAGUUCCUCCACCAGCUCCACUGAACGUUCAGAGGGUGACUACAGAGAACGAAAGCGUGAGACCAAUGAGAUGCAAGACUUGGUCCAAAUGAUGACACAGACGUUACACAUGGAUGCCAGAGAUGUACCAUUUGAGCCUGAUGGGACAAGAUGCCACUCUACUCCACUGCCUGAGUUCAAACUAAACAGGAAGUACAGGGACACCCUGAUGCUUCAUGGGAAAUCCAGAGAGGGACAGGGAGAUUUCCAGAUCAGUGGCUUCCCAGACGACAGCACGGGUCCAGCAAAGGUCAGGAGAGUGAUGGAGCACUUGCGUACAGAUGUGGUUAAAGGACUCGGGGUGAAGCUAUUGGACAGAGUCCUGGACAUCAUGCAGGAAGAGGAUGAAGACAAGAGAGAGCACCUCCUGCAAGAGCAAAUGGGGGAGGAAAAGUACAAGCAGUACGCAAUGAAAGUCCAACAGCUGAAGUUCUUUGAGGACGUCGCAUUCAAAGACUGAGCCACCUGCACAUGAAGGAUCUCUUGUCAAACACUGAUAUGCUAUUACUGCUGAUGGACAGCAGACUUUGUGCUCUUAAAAGAUGAAACACGUCAUUGAAGCCUCCUAUCAACAAUCACGGUUACUUUUUUAAUGCUUUUGUAAAUGUGUAGAGAUAGAAGUGAGUUAAACACCAGAUAUGCAUAUAUAUAUAUAUAUAUAUAUAUAUAUAUAUAUAUAUAUAUAUAUAUAUAUAUAUAUAAAAAAUAUGCAUCUUUAAAUUACAAAAAAGCAUUAUUUUAGGAUACCAUCUUUCUAUUAGAAAUGUGAACCUAUGCUAUAUGGAUAGCAAUCUUGAAUCACAAAAGAGAUGUUAAAAAUAGUUAACUUUUUUCCAUCUUUUCAAAUGUAUAUUUAUUUUAUGAAUAAUGUAAAUCAAUAAGGAAUGAUUUAUAAUAAAUGACAUUUUUAGGAACCCUGUGCUCUCUCUCUCUCAAAAAAAAAGUGCCACAUAAAUGUACCAAACAGUUCUUUAUUACAUGAUGAAUGCUCAAAAACUGACACAAAAUGAAAAGGAUUUCAUAGGUUUGUUUAUCUAAAUGGCUUUACUGUGCCAAAUCUAAAUUCAAAUAUUGUCAUGAAUCACUUGUGCUUCUUCUUCUUCUGGCUCUCUUGAGGUUUGUCACGAUUUUCUCCGGAUGCCUCAGGCACAGCCGGCUGCCACUUCAGAGGAUUUUUUCUGUACAUUGGCCAGGGAGGCAGAGUGAG
Molecule: messenger RNA, 3531 nt
Organism: Cyprinus carpio (common carp)
Lineage: Eukaryota; Metazoa; Chordata; Actinopteri; Cypriniformes; Cyprinidae
Product: serine/threonine-protein kinase Nek4-like
Biological process (GO): protein phosphorylation
Molecular function (GO): ATP binding; protein kinase activity
Source: RefSeq, a predicted model, not a curated record